This is a messenger RNA of Acanthosepion pharaonis, 543 nucleotides long. The record is from the annotation of a GenBank genome assembly. NCBI's taxonomy places the organism in Eukaryota, Metazoa, Mollusca, Cephalopoda, Sepiida, Sepiidae.
AUGCAAUUCAUAAAUGUUUGUUUUGGGGAUGGAAAAAUUCUACCCUCCCCACGCUUCUCUUUCUUUCUUUCUUUCUUUCUUUCUUUCUUUCUUUCUUUCUAUGUAUUUAUCUUUCUAUCUAUAUACAAGAUCUGUUCUAUCUAUCUAUCUAUCUAUCUAUCUAUCUAUAAAGCGUAUAUAUCUCAAGUUUCUUGUUAUUUCACCAAGAUUUUCACAUUCAUUCAUCUAUCUCCUCUGCUUUCUCUCUAUCUAUCCAUCGAUCUAUCUGUGUUUCACUCUAUCUCUCUCUAUUCAUAUCUAUCUAUCUAUCUAUCUAUCUAUCUAUCUAUCUAUCUAUCUAUCUAUCUAUCUAUCUAUCUAUCUAUCUCCCCUGCUUUCUCUCUAUCUAUCCAUCGAUCUAUUUGUGUUUCACUCUAUCUCUCUUUAUUCAUAUCUAUCUAUCUAUCUAUCUAUCUAUCUAUUAUUCAUAUCUAUCUAUCUAUCUAUCUAUCUAUCUAUCUAUCUAUCUAUCUAUGUUUAGUCAUAUCUAUCUAUCAAUCUUAG